Messenger RNA from Calypte anna (Anna's hummingbird), 3627 nucleotides. RefSeq names its product ubiquitin specific peptidase 44 (gene USP44). The transcript is spliced from 6 exons. Gene Ontology annotation, cellular component: cytoplasm. Lineage: Eukaryota; Metazoa; Chordata; Aves; Apodiformes; Trochilidae. The record is from RefSeq and is a predicted model, not a curated record. Gene Ontology annotation, molecular function: zinc ion binding; cysteine-type deubiquitinase activity. The coding region runs from base 275 to 2422 and encodes 715 amino acids. Gene Ontology annotation, biological process: protein deubiquitination.
UUGCCCCGACCGUAGGCAGGAGGCGGCAGGCGGGGGAGUUCGGGGGAGGUGGGAGGAGACGUGGGAAGGACUUGGGUUGCCACUACAAAUCUGGUGACAGAGCCGCCGCGGGCACAUGGCGUGCGGACCUUCCCGCCCCGCGCUCGGCAGGUGGGUGCGGGGCAGCGGCCCGGCCCGGGAUGGCCGUCAGUGGUUGCAGAUUGAAGCGUGACGGCCAGAAGAUAGUUUGGAUGAUGCGUUUCGCCGGCGUACCUCUGCAGUUUUAGUUUUAAGGAUGGAUAAGUGUAAGCACAUAGGACGCCUGCGGCUGGCCCAAGAUCACUCCAUACUGAAUCCUCAGAAAUGGCACUGCCUGGACUGCAACACCACGGAGUCAGUGUGGGCCUGCCUCAGCUGCUCCCACGUGGCGUGCGGAAGAUACAUCGAAGAACACGCACUGAAGCACUUUCAGGAGAGCGGUCACCCGGUGGCACUGGAAGUAAACGAGCUGUAUGUUUUCUGUUAUCUCUGUGAUGAUUACGUUCUUAAUGAUAACGCCACGGGUGACUUGAAACUCUUGCGAAGUACACUGAGUGCAAUCAAAAGUCAAAACUAUGAGUGCACAACUCGAAGUGGGCGGACUUUGCGUUCAAUGGGUACGAGUGACGAUUCUUACCUUUCACGUGGCGGUGCCCAGGCCCUGCUUCGGAACGAAGACCGCAUGUUCACAGCUCUCUGGCACCGCCGCCGCGCGUUGCUGGGCAAAAUAUUCAGGUCCUGGCUUGAGUUAACACCUACUGGGAAAAAGAUUUUGGAAGAGGAAAGGCGUCAGGCAGAAGAAGAGGAAAGACGGGACAAAGCUAGAAAAAGAAGACAGGAACGGAAGCGUGAGCUGAAAGCAGAGAUGGAAAAAAUGCCUCCAAGAAAGAGUAGUCGUUUACAAAAUCAGGUUAGAAUGGCCUCAAAAGCAGCACCCUGCCUGCAAAAAACAUCACAGAACAUGGAAUCUGUGGCAGAGUUAAAAGAAACAUAUACCUCAGAUGAAGUAAGAUUAAAAAAAAUAAGUGACUCUCCAAUUAAACGAAGGCCCACAGUGACUCCUGGGGUAACAGGACUGAGGAACCUGGGAAAUACAUGCUAUAUGAAUUCGAUCCUGCAGGUAUUAAGUCACUUACUUAUUUUUCGAGAAUGCUUUUUAAAGCUUGAUCUCAACCAAACUCAGGAACUGUUGGCAACAGCAGCCAACGGUAAAACCAGAUCUUCAUCCAAACACCUGUUAAUAGCUGCCUCAACAUUACAAGUCAAUGAGAACCAAGAGAAAGCAAAGGGAUCAUCUUCCGUCAGGCGGCCUAGCUUAUCCUCUGGAUUAAGUGGAGGAGCAUCAGAAAGCAGAAAUAUGGAACUUAUUCAGCCCAGGGAGCCCAGUUCAAAGCAUAUUUCUCUCUGUCAUGAGCUGCAUACUCUGUUCCAAGUUAUGUGGUCUGGCAAAUGGGCGCUUGUGUCUCCUUUUGCCAUGCUUCAUUCUGUGUGGAGACUAAUUCCAGCCUUCAGGGGAUAUGCCCAACAAGAUGCUCAGGAAUUUCUCUGUGAACUUUUGGAUAAAGUGCAGCAGGAACUGGAGACUACGGGGACCAGAUACCCGGCUCUCAUCCCUGCUUCUCAAAGAAAACUUAUAAAACAGGUUUUGAAUGUGGUUAACAACAUUUUUCAUGGACAGCUAUUAAGUCAGGUUACAUGUCUUGCCUGUGACAAUAAAUCAAAUACCAUAGAACCUUUCUGGGACUUGUCCCUGGAGUUUCCUGAGAGGUAUCACUGCAAUGGGAAGGAGAUGGCGUCUCAGUAUCCAUGUCUGCUGACAGAAAUGCUGGCCAAGUUUACAGAAACAGAAGCUUUGGAAGGGAAGAUUUAUGCAUGUGAUCAGUGCAACACAAAACGAAGGAAGUUUUCUUCUAAACCAGUUAUACUCACAGAAGCUCAGAAGCAGCUUAUGGUGUGUCGGCUACCUCAGGUUCUCAGAUUACACCUUAAACGGUUUAGGUGGUCAGGACGCAAUCAUCGUGAGAAGAUCGGCGUACACGUGAAUUUUGAUCAAGUGCUGAACAUGGAGCCCUACUGCUGCAGGGAAUCCCUCAAGUCUCUCCUACCUGACUGCUUUAUCUAUGACUUGUCUGCUGUGGUAAUGCACCAUGGGAAAGGAUUUGGCUCAGGGCACUACACUGCCUACUGCUACAAUUCAGAAGGAGGAUUUUGGGUACACUGCAAUGAUUCAAAACUCCACAUGUGCACUAUGGAAGAAGUAUGCAAGGCUCAAGCUUACAUUUUGUUUUACAGCCAACGACUUACUCAGGCAAAUGGAUGUGGUAAAAUACCAUGUCCUAGCACAGCUGAAAGGCAGCAGCACACAGAUGUAGCUGAGUGUUCCAUGGACAACAGUAGCAGCUAAUCCAAAGCCAGUUAACUGUGUGUAUGGUGAAAGUUUGUAUUGUUGUAACUAUAUAUUUCUAAAUGAGAUGAAAGUACAGUAUUGUACUUUUUUUUACUUUGAAUCCACGUACAAUGUUUAUAUACUUUUGUAUUAGCUAAAGUACUCUUUACAGUUGUUAGUAAAAGUUUUUAUUGCCAGUAAGUAACUUUCUGAGUACCUAGAAUUUCAAUACAGCUAUUUUUUUAAGAAAAAGAUUUAUUAUUUGCAUUUAAGUCUUACCUCAGGCUGUUUUUUUUAAGCUGGUUUUUGUAUUUUGAUAAUAUUUUUGAAUUGGUUUAGAAAAAUUACUUUCAAUGGGCAACUGAUGUUUCUCUGAUUAUUUCUAUAUAUGCUUGUGUACAUUUUAUAGUAUAGUUCUAAUGAUUCAAUGAUUCUUAUUGUCUGCAGAAGUGCUACUAGGUCGUAGAAUUUUAAUAUUCACCAGCGAGGAAUGUUUUACAUGUCAAACAGUAACUGAACAUUUUGUUAAGAAAUUGUAGAUUCUUCAUGACUACAAUGAAAUUAUUUUGCAGGCUUCAAGGGAACUACACUAAAGAUUUGCUGAUAGAAUUUUUUAAAAUAUGAAACUGAGAAAAUAGAGCAUGUACUUAUUCUCAUACAGCUAUGUAAGAAGAGUGUUGAAUUGCACAAGGAUGUAUAUUUACCAAGACUUCCAUGUUAUAGCCUUAACAAGCCUGACAACUCCAGUGCCAAAUUAAGAGUAUUAACUUGACAACCAGGGGAUUUUUAUUCCACUAGCCUAAAGUUUUCUAGAAACAAGAAACCAAAUUCACCCACCCCACUGUCAUUGCUACAAGAAUGUCAGCAGCCUCUUAUAUUGGACAAGGUGAUUUUUAAAAAUCGUAGCAAGCAUUGUCUCUGCUGAAAAGGAAGCUGUAAAACUUGUAUGGAAGUAUUUUCAAUUUGACUGGUUUCAUUACCUACAACUGCUGUACCAUCUUUCAGGGUCCCAACCCCUAACGUUGUGAUUCUCCACAGUCCUCCCACUCACAUCAACAGAACCACAGACUGAGAAGAAUCUAACAAGCAGGAAUUAUCAGGCUUUCUCCAGAUUCAGUAGUUAAUGCCAAGUAAAUUUUAAUUGUGAAGCUAUUUUGCAUAAGUUCUAUGCAAAUUGUUACCUCAUCUUCUGCAAAGUUUAUACCUCAAUAAAAUGCCUUGAU